Molecule: messenger RNA, 2869 nt
Organism: Nannospalax galili (Upper Galilee mountains blind mole rat)
Lineage: Eukaryota; Metazoa; Chordata; Mammalia; Rodentia; Spalacidae
Gene: Mcu
Product: mitochondrial calcium uniporter
Exons: 8
Coding region: 36-1022 (328 amino acids)
Biological process (GO): mitochondrial calcium ion homeostasis; calcium import into the mitochondrion
Cellular component (GO): mitochondrial inner membrane; uniplex complex
Molecular function (GO): uniporter activity; calcium channel activity
Source: RefSeq, a predicted model, not a curated record
GCGCCGCCUGGGCCGGCGCCGUUUCCAGUUGAGAGAUGGCGGCCGCCGCAGGUAGAUCGGUCCUGCUGCUCCUCUCCUCCCGGGGCGGCGGCGCCGGCUGCGGGGCGCUGACUGCCGGCUGCUUCCCCGGGCUGGGCGUCAGCCGCCAGCGGCAGCACCAGCAGCACCGGACGGCGCACCAGAGACUCACUUCCUGGCAGAACCUGGGAGUUGUUUACUGCAGUACAGUUGUGCCCUCUGAUGAUGUGACAGUGGUUUAUCAAAAUGGGUUACCCGUGAUAUCUGUGAGGCUCCCGUCCCGGCGUGAACGCUGCCAAUUCACUCUCAAACCUAUCUCUGACUCCGUUGGUGUAUUUUUACGACAACUGCAAGAAGAGGAUCGGGGAAUUGACAGAGUCGCGGUCUACUCACCAGAUGGUGUUCGAGUUGCUGCCUCUACAGGGAUAGAUCUCCUCCUCCUUGAUGACUUUAAGCUGGUCAUCAACGACUUAACGUAUCAUGUACGGCCACCAAAGAGAGACCUCUUAAGCCAUGAAAAUGCAGCCACACUGAACGACGUGAAGACCCUGGUCCAGCAGCUCUACACCACUCUGUGCAUCGAGCAGCACCAGCUAAACAAGGAGAGGGAGCUCAUCGAGAGACUAGAGGACCUCAAGCAGCAGCUGGCUCCCCUGGAGAAGGUUCGAAUUGAAAUUAGCAGAAAAGCAGAGAAGAGGACCACUUUGGUGCUAUGGGGUGGCCUUGCCUACAUGGCCACACAGUUUGGCAUUCUGGCCCGGCUCACCUGGUGGGAGUAUUCCUGGGACAUCAUGGAGCCGGUCACCUAUUUUAUCACGUAUGGAAGUGCCAUGGCCAUGUAUGCAUAUUUUGUAAUGACACGCCAGGAAUAUGUUUAUCCAGAAGCCAGAGACAGACAAUACUUACUAUUUUUCCAUAAAGGAGCCAAGAAGUCACGCUUUGAUCUAGAGAAAUACAAUCAACUCAAGGAUGCAAUUGCUCAGAAAUGGACCUUAAGAGACUGAGAGACCCAUUACAAGUACAUCUGCCCCUCCGACAAAUUGGUGAAAAGGAUUGAUCUGAGAAGAGCCUGUGAAUCCCGGCAGAAAGAACACCUGGUUUAACUCUUGCCUUUUUAAUUAAAUCACUGCAGGUGGAAGCUGGGGGCCAUAUGGGGUAGAGGGGUUUUUAUACCUUUAAUUAUAAAUCAAAACACAAAUGGAUCUUAGCAAAGAAAGGAAUGUUAAAUUCUAAGGAUCAGGCAUGUGGAACAUGAGCUCAAAGGGCUUAGUGGAUCUUGUAAUCAAGCAUCUCAGUUUCCAAUGACAAUGAUGCAGUUAUAACUGAGAGGCAUAAAGAGGACGCGAUGCUGGGGUGUUCGCUUCUUGCAUCUUUGCAGGGUCAGCAAAACAGUAACACACCAGCACCCCACUCAGCUCUGUUUGUUUUUUUUUUUUAUUUAAAGUUUCUUAUUUUUGGCAUAGGAGUAAAUAGAUGUAGGAGAAAAGUAAACCCUUAUGAUAUGGGCUGGCGGAGUCUCAGCCCGAGUCCUUCGCCCUUGUUUUAAACUAGACCCAGUCUCUGCAAAGUUACCAGGAAUCUCUCCCUCAUGGAUCCCUUUUCUAACUACCUACCUACCUAUACCUCUUGGUUAAUGAUAAUUGGAAUCAAUUUAUGACUAUUUGAUGAUUGACACUUGGAUUAUCUCACAAUACUGUCUGUAUGCCCCAGGGGUCUGGAUCAGUACCUAGAAAUCAUUGGCAAUACUGCAUGAGGUUUUUGUUUUGUUUUGUUUUUUACUAAUUAGUCUUUCAGAGGAGGAAAGAUUCCCUCCUUUAUAGCCUGUCCCAUUGAUAACCCCCUCCCCCUCCAUGUCACAGAUCAGAGGGCAAAUGUUCAGCUGUAUUACCAAAUCAGGAAGAUAUAAGGUUUACAAACUGGCUAAAAUCGUGGCUGUGUGGCCUUUUCAGAACCAGAAUAAUCUCAUUGCUAUCUAUCUGCUUGUGUGACAGCAUUCCAGGCCACCUGGAAGGCCCUGAGGUGUCUGGAGUCUUGGCUAAUCUAGGACACACACACUUCCACACCAUUGUGAGCCCUCCCAACUCUACCACUCCAGUUGCUGUAAAUCAAGGGUGUGGACCUCAAAGGGUGCAAUUUAUCUUUAUACAGGAGUACAUUUCUAUUGGCUUGCUUUAGCCUACCUUCUCCACCCUGUUUUUCUUAUCUUAAGUUGAGAGACAGAAGACUUGUACACUCUAGCAGGAUGUUUUCUACCAUAUUUCCAGAUGACCUCCGGAGAGUCAAAGGAAUCUGCCAAGGGUCCUGUUUUUAACUGUUGUGGGGCAGGGUUGCUAGGAUGCUGGGGCUGCCCCACAGCUGGCCGGCUCUUUCACACGAUUCAUCCCUCCUCAUGCGGCAAGGGGUUUCUUUUUUCCUCCUCCUUUGGGAUCAUUGUGUAUGAAAGAAAACCUUUAAAGGACAAACCCAGACUCCAGGUGCCUUGCAGAGGUUGAAGGGCAGCCAGGGACUGCUGCCCCCCCCCACCCCUCACUGGCAUGACAGAAUGAAAGGAUGCAUGUCUCUUUUCCCCAGCUCCUACUUCCUUCCCAUCCUUCAACCUCUCCCUCUUUUCUUUUUGUUGUGUGGAUUAUUUUUAAACCAUUUAUCCUGUUUGUGUACAGGGUUUUUAAGAAGCAGCAGCACAGCGUAAUGAGCAAAUCCUCGGGGGGGUGUGGGAGGGAGGACAUGAAGAACAGUCCUUACCAAUAGUGAAAUGUUGAACAUGUGUACAAUCCUGUAUCAUUUAUGAAAUAUGUAUAAAAAGAAAUGUACCUUCUGGAACAAUAAAUACUUAUUCAAUUUUUGAAUCAGA